CCAUCCCUCUCCCACCCCCUUCUUUCCCUACUGUAAUCACGAAACACGCUGAACUUGUGUACAUUAACAACGUCAACAUCAAAAAUAAGGAGAAAAGAAGACGGGUUUUUUUUCACACAUUGUGGCUAAACAAACAAUCAUUCUCAAACCAGUAAAAGAAUAAAAAUUCAGGAUUCUGGUAGGUGAAGUCAUUUUUAUUUCCUUCACAAAUAAACAGCCCCUUUUACCAUGUUUAUCGGCUGCAUCGUCUUUGGGCUCCUAUCCAAAAUGAGCGGUUAUUUAAUAUGGGCGCAUAUUUAAAGUAGGCGUUGAUUCAAAAAGAUUGCACUUUAUAUUGAAAACAUCAAUAUCAUCAUAACAUAUACUGCCAUAUAAUCACAAGCUGUAAAAAUUUCAAAUUUCGAUAAUUUUCUUUUAUUCUUUAUUAAACACUACAGAGUACAGAAUGGCAAAAAAAUAUUUUUUUAAACUGUUUAUGUUCUGCUGAUGCGCCCUUCGUAAUGACUUGGCAGAUUUAAAACAUGGACGCGUGAAUAUCGAGAAUCUUUAGCGUGUUUUCAUCAUAUUUAUACGCCAAUCGUUGGCGUAUAAAAAUUCAAUUUUGCCUAGUAACAGUAACCAUAGCAACAAAUUAAAUAAUAUGAAAGAAGUUGGAAAAAGGUAUUUUUAUAUAUUAUAUAUAUAUAUUUAGUACUGCUAGUCUUUUAAGUUGAUCCUUGUAUUCAAACCACGCUACAUGCUGAAAAAAUUCUAACUGUAGAUUCAUAUGUCAACUGUAGAUUCAUACACAGUUCACAACAUUUGCUACUAACACCCACCCACGCCCUAGGGCGUUAAUAGUUUUUCAAAAUUACGUCCAUUAAUUAUGCUUGAAACUUUUUUUUUCAUGCUUCGGAGUUUCAAAAAACGUUUUGCAUUUUUGGCUUAAUUGGCGCCUAAAUAAAUUGGUCGAUCAAAGCUAAGUAAAAAUAUGGAAAUAUCUAAAUAUCAAAAUAGUAAUCACUUUUUUACAAACAGAUACAAUCAAUAACGUACGUUUCACAAGCUGUAUUUUUUAAAAAAAAAACAAGAGAAUGAUACGUUGGAAAGUUAUUUGCUUAUGUUUCUACCUCUGUCACUAGAUUGCCUGAAAACACUGCCUCUUUGUUUGCUUUUUGUAAUUUCUUGGUCAAACUAAGCUUUGAAGUUUCACACAAACACAACAAGUGGCAAGUUAGACUGUGGUUUUUGUUAGAUUGUUAUGGAUGUGAGAAUAUCUGUUGUUUAACUGCUUAUCGAUAUUACAUUCAUUCAAGUUGUACAAAUAUAUGUUAUCAAUGUGGUAUUGAAUAGUUCUGUCAAAUUGAUAUUGAAGAAGAAAACAAAGAACGAAAAAUAACAAUUUUAAGAGUUUGCUAUCAAACUGUGAAAUAUUCAACUUAAGUCCCUUAAAAAUUCUGCAUCUCAGUACUCUAAAUUAACCUUACGAUCUUAACAUUGGAAGUUAUUCGUCAAGGUGAAUAGUAAAAAAAGGUUGUCAACCUGUUAGCAAUUACAACUUACAGCAUUUUAAUGUGCUUUCAAAAUUAUUGACCAACAUUACUAACACCCUCUCAAACAAAGGAAAGCAGAAUUGAGAUAUUAUUACAUAAAAAAAAAUCAAAAUUAGUUGUUGGAUAACACAGUCUCACAGUUUCUUACAAAAACAUUAUAGACUGAUUUAUUUCGGGAGAUUCUCGAAAAAUCAAAACAGUGUCACACUACUUUUCAAGAUGAUGGUAAAAAGCACUCGCAAAAUCAAAUUAUUAUGUUUUGUUUUUUGUUUUACGUGUGUUGAGAGAAUGAUUAAACAUAUCCAGCUAUAGUGACUCGUUAAGGCACAAACAAAAUAAUAUGUUGAAUCAAGACAUAACACAUCCCUCAAUCUCUAAGACUUCAUCCCGCAAUCUCCAAGGUUUCAUCCACCAAAUAUCCAAGAUUUUAUCCACCAAUCUCAAGGAUUUCUUCCACAAUUCUCUAAAAUUUUAUGCUCCAAUCUCCAAGGUUUCACGCCGCAAUCUCCAAGACUUCACAUCCAACAAUUCCCAAGGUUUCAUCCUCGACCCUUAAAAAUUUCGACCAAUCUGUAAGCAAUCUAGUCAUCAUGCAAUAUUGAAAUGAUGCAGCUUGACUUGGCUCUAAUGAUUUUUCUGAAUGUAUUUUUUUACAUUUCAUCUUAUUCUUUAAAAGCAAUAGUGCACCACGUGGUAUUUAAUAAAAAAAUUUAACGUUGCGGGGCACUGACUUGUACAUAACAUAAAUGAACUGAAUGAAGAAUAAAAUAUUUAUGUUUUAUGAUGUCAUAGAAAAUAUCUGAUAGAAAUCUCGUGUCAAAUAGAUAUACAAAUAUUAUGUUCAUGAAUAUUUUACGGAAGAGGAAAGGUAAACUGCGGUGGGCUUAGGAAAAUAUAAAAAUGGAAAAACAAGAAGAAACAGUUGAGAUACAUAAACGGUUCAGUAGUUAAUCGCAGUGAAAGUUGGAUUGUGGAAUUUGGUAAAAAUUAGGAGGUAAUCGUUUUUCACUUGGUAUCAAGUGGUUAACAUUCCUAGCAACUAAAAUUUCGUCUUUAGCCUAUCUCUUUUACCCAUGCCUUUUUUACGGAUCCUUUUUUUAGGCGACCUCUUUUUAACCCGAUUUUUUUACCGACCUUUCUUUUAACCGACCUAUUUUUUUACCACCCUCUUUUUUGGCCGACUUGUUGUUGGUAAGGUAGAUACUUGACACGUGCUUCAACUUUUGUUCAAUGGAAAUGAUGUUACCACCAACAAAAUAGAAUGUCUGCUGGCUCUCCAAAUCCGUUCCUCCAAAGCAGAACCUGUUCACUUCUCAAUCCAUUUCUUCAUUUGAAACAGCCCAUUAAAAUUUGAGAAGCAUGGAGCAAUUGUAUAGAAGCAGUAGGAUUUUAUUUCAUAACAAACUCAGUGAUCUUUUUUCCAAGAUGUCACCAAAACUUAUUUUUUUUGUUUUUCGUGUUCUUUUAUUUUUAGAAGCAACGAGGUAGUCAGUUAGUCUUCGAUAUUAUUGAAAUUGACGCGAUUGUAAAGCAACCUACUGAGCUCAUCAUUAUUUUCCCCAACUGUCUUGUCUAGUUCGUUAAUUAAAAAAAGUGAAUUUUGUUUCUGUUCAUUUUUUCACAGCUUUAAUUUAUACUUAUGAUGUGUACCGCUGUUUUUAUUUUAUUGUAAAAGCUAGAACCGCCAUCUUUCAUUUAGGAUAUUAACUAAAUUGAUGAACCUAUUUUUUGUAAACACGACAAAAGAAAGUCUUUGUUUUUCUGCUUUAAACUUUCAUAUGAUUUCUGUGACCUUUGAAUCAAACUUGAAAAAAGAUGCAAUAAAAUAGGCGUUUAUUUCGGUUUCUUUUUAUAAAUUUAUAUGGCGCAUUUUUUCCUGAUUGGAAAAAUUUUUUUUGUUGAUGUACGAAAUGCAUGGAACAAAAAGAAGAGCUGUCAUCAUUGAUGGAUUCAAUACUUCUUAGUAUUUGAUAAAGUUUUUAUUUAUUUUAUUCCAAUUAAUGCUUAACAGAUAGACAAAGAUUCCAAAAUGUAUAAAGUUAUUUUACAUUAGAUUUUGCAUUAAAUUGUCAGUUUAGAAGUAAACACAAAUGCUAUCAUAAUUUCAAAUUUGGUCAUCGAAAGUGAUUAUAUUGGUUGUUUCUAUAUUAGAGUCGCGCAUUUUAUCUCAGCUUAUCUGGCUAAAUCCAUAUUGUUAAAACAUGCUAAUUGUUGUUAACGUCAGCAUGACCAUUUGUUCCGAAUUUUGCGACCUAUGUGGGGCUUGUUGUGAAUUAUUUCGUCGAUCCGGUGAGCUAGAGAAUGCCAACAACAAAUUGUAAACGUUUCUCCCUGGCCAACGUGCGCCCAAAAGUAGCGACCUUGAUUUAAACCUUUUGGUCAAGCUUGAAAAAUGACGAGAGGCUUUGUUUCGUUAUUUUGUCUACGAUUGUAGUUUUCACUGGUGGUACACUGCUCUCAGUGAAGUUCUGUUUAACACAUCUAUUUCAAGUAAGUUGUGGCCUCUUUACCACUUUAAGUUAAUAUCAGAGAAAGAGUUUUGUGGGUAAAUGAUGCCCGUCUUAAUAUAGAAAAAAAAUUGAAUUAUUUUAUACUAUUUUGUCGUGAAGGUUUUUGUUCCAGCUUUUCAUGCGCAGGAGAUUGCUUAGCUAACAACAUUUGAAGCUCGUUCGAACAAAUCGUAGAAAGAAAUGAAAAGUUACCAGUUGUUUGUUUUUCUUUUUCUAUAACAAUCGCCUUCUCCUGCGAUGUAUUUAAAAAUUUAAUUUGAUAAAACUUUUCAUUGCUGCGUGUUGUAAGGAUUCAGACGUGUUGGUUGAAUGCGUCCAAAAAACAAUUUUUUUUAAGAACUAAAAGUAGCUAUAACAAAUGUAAUUUCUUUUGCAGUUAUUUCUUUAAAAUUCUCCUCAAUAAUUAGUUUUAGCAAAUUAACUCAAACUGAGUUAAGAAAUAGAAAGGAAAUAAAGAAAAAAAUUUGGCAAAACAGAUAAGCAAAUGAAAUUUGUGAAAGCAAAAGUGUAUAAAGUUGUUUAAGGGAGAAAUGUGAUAGUUUUGAAAAAUUAGAAUUUUAUUUUUUUAAAUUUCUCUACGUUUUUAUUCUUAAUUUUUUUUCUUGUGCAUUUAUUUAUUUAUUUAACUUUUUUGUCUUAUUAUAUACUUCAUUAAUUUAUAUUUCUCUACACUUUUUCCCAUCUUCAUUUUGUUUGAUUUAUUUAUUUUAUUUGCCUUAUUUAUUUUUUACGUAUUGUCUCAUUUGUAUAAUUUCAUCCUUUUAUUCAAGCAGCUAGCUACUAUUUAUUUUCUUGCGUUAGAUUUCAAUGAGUCAGCAUUCAAAUUACGUGUACACAAACCCUAUAUGGUAAACUAUGAAAGAAUCAGGCGAAUGACCAAGCGAAAAAUGAAAUUUGCUGUAAUUUUCUUUUUCUUUUUUUUCCUUCUUAGUUAGAAAAAACAAAAACAAAAGCAUACAGAAACUGAAUUGAACCACUAUGUCAUGCAAUAACACAACAUUAGGCAUGCAACAAAACUGUACAUCAGGAACAUACAUAAAACCUGAAGCAGCAAUCAAGGAAUUUAUUAUCCUCAAUGUUAUCAUUGCUACCCUGGCCAUCAUAAUGAACUCGUUUGUUGUAUUUUUAUUCUAUUACAAACGCACAUUACUUAAUACUCCAUCCAAUCGGUUGCUACUUAGCUUAUGCAUUUGCGACUUUCUCGCUGGAGUUAUCGUAACAUGUCAUUGCUUAAUUGAAUUCGAAAUUUUCAAUCAUUGUUUAGCGUUUCGCAUCGUGUUGGAUAUCUUUACAACAAUGCUGGUCGAAUCUGUAAUAAUCCAUUUAUGUGGAAUAACUUUGGAUCGAUUUUUAUCGUUGUUUUACGCGUUACGUUAUAAAGAUAUCGUUACGAGAAAGAAAUCGUUAAAAUUUAUCGCUAGUGCAUGGAUUAUCCCCUUCUUCGCGUCAUCAAUACAACUGACAUGGUUAUAUCGAGUGCUGGAUGGAGAUCCGACCGAAAAUGAUUACAAUAAAAUUGAUAAAAUCGAACCGUGGUAUUCCGCAUCAUCAUUUAUUAUAUUUUUCACAGUUCCAAUGUUUCUUCUUGGGGUCAUAUUUGUUGGUAUGUUCAUUGAGAUUCGAAGACUGCUUUUAAAAACACCAAGCAGGCGAAUGAGAGAUGUUUCUGGCGUAUCUGUCCAACAAAGAUUUGGAUCGUUCUGUGAAUCAUAACAUACUUCCAAACAAACAUCUACUGGAUAUUGGGUACGCUUUGAAAGCGUUGAACUCGUUGUUCGAUCCUAUAAUAUAUACGGCGAUUAAUCGCGAAUUCCGCUCCCUCAUUGGACAUUUAUUCUCAACAC
Hydractinia symbiolongicarpus is the source of this 5886-nucleotide messenger RNA. Its product is annotated as 5-hydroxytryptamine receptor 1B-like. Gene Ontology annotation, cellular component: membrane; dendrite. The coding region runs from base 5021 to 5755 and encodes 244 amino acids. Gene Ontology annotation, biological process: chemical synaptic transmission; G protein-coupled receptor signaling pathway, coupled to cyclic nucleotide second messenger. Gene Ontology annotation, molecular function: neurotransmitter receptor activity; G protein-coupled serotonin receptor activity. The record is from RefSeq and is a predicted model, not a curated record. The transcript is spliced from 2 exons. Lineage: Eukaryota; Metazoa; Cnidaria; Hydrozoa; Anthoathecata; Hydractiniidae.